Lichtheimia ornata is the source of this 1080-nucleotide messenger RNA. RefSeq lists its product as uncharacterized. The coding region runs from base 1 to 1080 and encodes 359 amino acids. NCBI's taxonomy places the organism in Eukaryota, Fungi, Mucoromycota, Mucoromycetes, Mucorales, Lichtheimiaceae. Gene Ontology annotation, molecular function: GTPase activity; GTP binding; molecular adaptor activity. The record is from RefSeq and is a predicted model, not a curated record. Gene Ontology annotation, biological process: cytoskeleton-dependent cytokinesis. Gene Ontology annotation, cellular component: microtubule cytoskeleton; septin ring; septin complex. The transcript is spliced from 10 exons.
AUGUCAUCUUCAUCACUUAUCACUGAACCUGCUGCGGUCUCGUUGGAAGGAUAUGUCGGCUUUGACACCAUCACACAGCAAAUUGAAAAGAAAUUGUUGAAACGUGGUUUCCACUUUAAUGUCAUGGUAGUUGGGCAAUCCGGUCUAGGCAAAUCAACGCUCGUGAACACCAUCUUUGCAUCACAUUUGAUUGAAAGCAAGGCACGCUUGGCUACUGAAGAACCACCACGACAGACAACAGAGAUUCAAACGGUGUCCCAUUUGAUUGAGGAGAACGGAGUGCGUCUGAGACUCAACAUUGUGGAUACCCCUGGUUACGGAGAUCAGGUGAACAACGAGAACUGCUGGGAACCCAUUAUCAAAUACAUCAAGGAUCAACAUUCGGCUUAUUUGCGAAAGGAAUUAACCGCUACUCGUGAUCGCUAUAUCCAAGAUAGUCGUGUGCAUUGUUGUCUCUUCUUUAUCAGCCCCACAGGUCAUGCCUUGAAGCCCAUUGACAUUGUUGUGCUCAAGAAACUGUCCGAGGUUGUCAAUGUUGUGCCUGUCAUUGCCAAGUCAGAUUCGUUGACGAUUGAAGAACGCCACGCUUUCAAGCAAAGGAUCAAGGCUGAGUUGGUGUUCCACAACAUCAAGUUGUACCCUUAUGAGAGCGACGAGGAUGAUGAGCAAGAACAAGCUCUCAAUGAAAGUAUUCGUGAGCUGCUGCCUUUUGCCAUCGUUGGCUCAGAGCGCAAUGUAACCAUUGAUGGCAAAGCUGUGCGAGGUCGCAAGAAUCGAUAUGGUGUCAUUAACGUGGAGAAUGAAGAGCACUGUGAAUUCAUUUACUUGCGCAACUUUUUGACACGUACACAUCUACAAGAUUUGAUUGAAACCACAGCCCAAAUUCAUUAUGAAGCAUUCCGUGCCAAACAACUUUUGGCUAUCAAAGAAUCGACCAAUCCAUCGAGUGCAAGCACAGCAUCCCAGCCUUCAGCUGCUGCCACAUCCCAAGACACUCUCCCCAAUAGCCCCCCUGUUGCUGUGAGCCCAGCUAUGGGAAGCCCUGCUCAAUCCAACCAAUCCGUGCCUGCUUUUGGUUAA